This is a messenger RNA of Quercus robur (English oak), 1751 nucleotides long. RefSeq lists its product as uncharacterized. Gene Ontology annotation, cellular component: nucleus. Bases 108 to 1592 code for a protein of 494 amino acids. Gene Ontology annotation, molecular function: protein binding. The transcript has 16 exons. Gene Ontology annotation, biological process: rRNA processing. Lineage: Eukaryota; Viridiplantae; Streptophyta; Magnoliopsida; Fagales; Fagaceae. The record is from RefSeq and is a predicted model, not a curated record.
AAAAAAAAAAAAAACAUUGAGCUCCACCAGCCACCAAGAGAGGGCUUUUCCCUUAAACCCCCAUUGUUUUUUGUUGUUGUUGCAGAUACCAAAAAUUACGAAAGAAAAUGAUAUCAUCAAUUUCUUGGUUACCCAAAGGCGCAGCCAACCCUGUACCCGCCGUAGCAGACCCUCCUUCCAAAGAAGAAAUCGACGAGAUCGUCAAGUCCGCCGCUUUCGACAAAAGUGGACAAAGUGACAAUGAGGACGGUGAUGAAGAUAUGGAUGAUGGUGCAUCCAAUGAGGCUGGUGAAGUUGCCCAGGCAUUAGAGGUAGCAGAUGCACUUGGCAGAACUUCCAAUACUGCAAAGUCAGGGACUAGUUUUGACAGCAUAACUGAUGGUUUGAGGGAACUUGACAUGGAAAAUUAUGAUGAAGAAGAUGAUGGCAUUGAGUUAUUUAGCACAGGGUUUGGAGACCUUUACUACCCAAGUAAUGACAUGGAUCCAUAUCUAAAAGAUAAGAGUGACGAUGACUCUGAAGAGGUUGAGGACAUGACUAUUAAUCCAACUGAUGCUGUCCUGGUUUGUGCACAUAGUGGGGAUGAAGUCAGUCAGCUUGAGGUUUGGAUAUAUGAGGAAACUGAUGAUGGUGAUUCAAACAUGUAUGUUCACCAUGAUAUCAUCAUUUCAGCAAAUCCUCUUUGUACCGCAUGGCUAGAUUGUCCACUUAAAGGUGGAGAAAAAGGGAAUUUUGUUGCUGUUGGCUCAAUGGAACCUUCUAUCGAAAUAUGGGAUCUUGACAUUAUUGAUGAAGUACAACCAUGUGUGGUGCUGGGUGGCAUUGCUGAGAGGAAGGAGAAAAAAAAUAAGAUAUCAGUCAAGUACAAAAAAGACAGUCACAAAGGUCCAGUGCUUGGUCUUGCUUGGAACAAGGAGUACAGGAAUAUACUUGCUAGUGCAAGUGCUGACAAACGAGUUAAGAUUUGGGAUGUGGCUACUGGAAAAUGUGAUAUUACCAUGGAGCAUCAUACGGACAAGGUUCAAGCAGUUGCAUGGAAUCAUCACGCACCACGAGUUAUUCUUAGUGGAUCUUUUGAUCGUUCAGUAGUCAUGAAGGAUGGUAGAGUGCCAGAGCAUUCUGGUUAUAAAUGGUCAGUCACAGCUGAUGUAGAAAGCUUGGCAUGGGAUCCACACAACCAAAACUUAUUUGUGGUGAGUCUUGAAGAUGGUACUGUCCAGGGUUUUGAUGUCCGGGCAGCCAAGUCUGAAGCAACUUCUGAGUUAAAACCUAGUUUUACUCUCCAUGCACAUGACAAAGCCGUUUGCACAGUCUCCUAUAAUCCUUCAGCACCCAAUCUUCUUGCAACUGGAUCCGAGGAUAAAAUGGUAAAGCUUUGGGAUCUAUCAAACAAUCAACCUUCAUGUGUUGCAUCCACAAAUCCUAAAGUAGGAGCUAUCUUUUCCAUGUCCUUCUCAGAGGACAGCCCCUUUUUGCUGGCUAUGGGAGGCUCUAAGGGGAAAUUGAAAGUAUGGGACGUAUUAUCUGAUGAUAGGGUCCAUCAAAGAUUUGGGAACUAUAUCAAGCGGAAGAUACCUCAAUCUGGCUCUUGAUGUUAUUAAAUUGGAAGAUGAAAGAAAUUUUUGUUUCUCAUAAGCAAGUCAUCUCUGUUUUUGACAUGAAGAGUAUGUAUUUUUGUGAAACAGUAUUACCUACCAGUAAUGUUCUCAAAAUUUUGAUUGAAUAUGACAUCCCCCACUUUUUUCUUCUUU